GUAACAAAGUAAAGUAAGGACCUUUUAUGCUUGAUGAGGGAAAGCUUAAAAACAACACAGUUAACUUUAUUGUCUGUGGAAGCAUUCCCCCCUUUAUCAAGCAAUACACACCACUGACCACACCAUUAACAAUUUCUUUUGUCCAUUUUCUCAUCAAAUAAAACUAACUAACCGUCAAUUCAACAGAAAUUUCCUCCCUCUUUCCUCCUUUCAUCCCCUUUCCCCCGCACCUUAUUAGUUAUAAUUUGAAACAUAAAAUCAUUUUCGAAGUAUCUCAACUCAUAAACUUAAAUUUGACCCCAUCAACAGUUCAACCCCUUUCCUAGCUGCACUCUAAAGUCAAAUCAUCUCCUUAUCUUUCAUCAACAUGUCCCCCGACAUAACCACCAACGACCUCCGCCACCGUGGCCCGUCAUCGGGCCGUGAUCUUCGUGUCCCUCGCCAGUUACUGUCAUCAUCGUCGCCGAAGAAGCCAAAACAGUCACCUAAGCCUAUCAAAGUCAUGAGUAAAUGUUUUUCAUCGCCUAUGAUUUUUCGGGAAGCUGGCGACGGAGAUAGUGUUGUUGGUGGUUGCCGGAGUUUUGAUUCCGGCGAAGGUGGGUGGUUGAUGCGGUUUCAUACGUUGGAUGAUGUGUUAUCGGGUACUACUGAGCUUGUUGUUGACUCUCCUUCAUGUCGAAUUAAUGCGGGGUAUGAGAAAGAUGCAAAGGUGUUAAUAACAGUGACAGUAGAAGGGAGUCCAGGACCGAUAAGGACCCUGGUUAAAUUGGGGACAAGUGUGGAGGAAACUAUCAAGCUGGUUGUUCAAAAAUACGGCGAAGAAGGCCGAACUCCUCGCCUUGAUAAGGGUUCUGUUUCCUUUGAUAUGCAUGUUUCCUACUUCAGCCUCCAAAGUUUGGAAAGAUCAGAUGCAAUUGGGGAAGCAGGAAGCAGAACCUUUUAUCUACGCAAGAACGAUAACAAGUGCCAUGAAGUUGCAACUAAUUAUGAUGUUAUGGUUAAUGUUUCUCCAACAAAACAACUAGUAGGACCGCCGACUAUAGGGGCUAAUUUCCCUCCCUUUAUUGCACAAAAGAUGAACAAAUUUGAGCGAAGAUUGUUGAGGUUGUUCAAGAUAUUAGGCUGCCUGGAUGCUAAAUAACCUUGCACAAAUCAUGAAAAUCUUAUAAGUUUAGAGCCAGGGUACAGUGAAGAUAUGCUUUCGAUAUGAUUGUCCCGGAUUUUAGUAGGGAAUUUAUAACGUCUGUUUUCUGCAGACAAAACAAAAACAAAACAAACAAAAAAACGAGCAACUGCGAAAACAAGAAUCAUGAAAUAAUUUGUAGAAGUUGGAGAUGAAGUUUGCGUUGCAUUUACAUUUGCAUAUACUAGGGGAGUAGGGGGAUCUAUGUUAUUAGACUUCAAGUUCUAAACCAUGAAAUAUGAAGAGGAGCAAGAGGCUCUUAAACACUCAUGCCAACCUCAAUUGGUUAUAUCCUUUUCAAAUUUUGGGUGUAUAUAAAUCAAGAAAUAUUAUGUUCUUCCAGACUAUGAGUUACAUUCCUUA
This is a messenger RNA of Spinacia oleracea (spinach), 1546 nucleotides long. RefSeq lists its product as uncharacterized. The transcript has 3 exons. The record is from RefSeq and is a predicted model, not a curated record. The coding region runs from base 368 to 1141 and encodes 257 amino acids. Lineage: Eukaryota; Viridiplantae; Streptophyta; Magnoliopsida; Caryophyllales; Amaranthaceae.